This is a messenger RNA of Sycon ciliatum, 3150 nucleotides long. RefSeq lists its product as uncharacterized. Gene Ontology annotation, molecular function: zinc ion binding; nucleic acid binding. The record is from RefSeq and is a predicted model, not a curated record. NCBI's taxonomy places the organism in Eukaryota, Metazoa, Porifera, Calcarea, Leucosolenida, Sycettidae. The transcript has a single exon. Bases 1 to 3150 code for a protein of 1049 amino acids.
AUGGCCGAGACGGAGUCUGAGGAUCAGCCAAAGACGACAACAGUGUCGGUCCAACCGUUAGUUCGAUUGCGUGGAGCACAUCGGUCAGCUGCCUCCAAAUUGGUAUCUAGAAUCGAUGAUUUUGUGGAGAGGAUGUCCUAUGCUACGAGGAGCUCACCCGAGUGGCAAGGGGAAGAUCUCAGCGUAAAUGAUAGAGAGGAUUGUGCCUUGGACCUGAAGAAACUCCGGGAGAAAGUGGAUUUGCUGGGGCGCUUGGACUCCCAAAUUUUGGACGCCACCGAGGACGACGACAUUGAAUCUGAAAUUUGUGAUGCAGCGGAUUAUCUUAUGAAGUACGAGUCCCGCAUCGGCAGGGCUACGCGAGCCAUUUCAGACGCAAGUCAACUGUUGGAGAAUAUCGCCAGUGUACGGGCUUCCCAAUCCUCACAGCCAAAGUCAGAGUCACUGUCACCCGUUUCCGGAAAGGAUGAGUGCUGCACAACAAGCAAAGCCAAGGGCAAUCUGGACAGUCGGGAACCAGCUCCAGAUGAGACUGGUGAGGACUCGCCAGUUGUCGCCCCGUGUGUCUCGCGUUCCAGUGUAGUAUCUAGUACGAGUGCCAGUAGUGGAAGCAGCUUCCACCACCGGAUGAAGCUGCCCAAGCUCGAGAUUCCUAAGUUCAGCGGUGACAUCCGAGCUUGGUCCUCGUUUUGGGACAUGUUUGGGUCGGCCAUUGAUGGCAAUGACACCCUGGAUGACGUUGAUAAGUUCAACUACCUAAAGUCCUUGGUAGUGGGAGAGGCACGAGAGGCAAUUGCCGGAUUUGCCCUGACAGGAGCCAACUACAGGGCUGUAGUUGACGUCCUCAAGCAACGAUUCGGCAACGUCCAGGUCAUUGUCGCCAGCCACAUGGAGGGCCUCUUGAAUGUUGCUUCUGUCACCAGCGAGGAUGAUGUAACUGGCCUCAGGAAGCUAUACACCACCGUUGAGACACACAUUCGUAGUUUACAGUCCCUCGGGAUGAGUCGCGAGUCUUAUGGAUCCCUGUUGACGUCUGUUUUGAUGUCCCGAUUACCCGCAGAGUUCCGGCUCAUUGUCAGCCGCAAGAUUGUCGGGACUGAGCAGCAUUGGGAGAUCGGUGAGCUGCUAUCGGCUGUCCAUCUGGAGCUGUGUGCCAGGGAGCGAGCGGCACCGGCAGCUAAGCCAACCAUCCCGAUAGCCCAACCCAGAAAGUCCGCACCAGCCACAACGUCAACACUCUACACUGGUGCGCCUGAGCAACUGAAGUGCUUCUUUUGCAAUGAUAGUCACACUGCCGGGAGAUGCGUAACAGUGACGAAUGUUGCCACCCGUAGACAGAUCUUGAGGAAGCAAGGCAGGUGCUUCCGAUGCCUCAAACGCAAUCACAUGGCAAAGACCUGUCCGAAUGCAUACUCCUGUGUCAAGUGUGGUGGGAGCCACAACGUUGCCAUAUGUAGUGGCGAGAGGCAGCAGAAGGCAGAGAUGAACACGCAGGCUGUUGCUGCAAAUGCUUCCGUGGACCCUCGCAGACAGGAAUCUGUAUUGCUACAGACCGCCAAGGCCGUGGCUUAUAAUGUCACCCAGUCCGAUCGCAGUGCCGCUAUCCGACUGUUGAAGGACGGCGGCAGCCAACGGACGUAUGUUACGAGCGCUCUCCGUGACGCUUUGCAACUGCCGGUCCUGGAUCAACGUAAGGUCAUCAUCAAGGCGUUCGGCCAGGACAACACAACGUCCCAAGUAGUUGAUGUAGUUCAACAUGGAAUCCGAGUCCCCGACGGCGAGGACAUCACGGUACAAGCCUAUGCUGUGCCGCUAUUGUGUGACCCGAUUACUGGCCAAUCCAUGCACACGUCAGUGGAGCGCUGUAGUCACCUCGAUGGAUUGGCGCUAGCCGACACCAGAUAUGACACAGGUACUCGAUCAGUGGAUCUGCUAAUCGGCGCGGACCUCUACUGGACUAUUGCAACGGGUAACAUCAUCCGAGGUGCCGACGGACCUGUGGCCAUUGAGACAAAGCUAGGGUGGGUCCUAUCCGGUCCAGCCACCGUACUUCCCACGCCAGAAGAUACCAGUGCACUGGCAACGCACGUUUUCUCCGUCGAGGAAGAGGCAUCAGCAGCAGAUCGAGAGCUCACUGACUCCCUGCAAAGGUUCUGGGAAAUUGAAUCACUUGCAGACCAGGACAAGACGGAGUAUGAAGAACUCGUUGAGACAAUCGAUUUCAACAAUGGUCGGUAUGAGGUCAGACUACCAUGGAAGGACGAUCAUCCAUUGUUGCCGGACAAUUUCCAACUCUGCAAGUCCAGACUCGUCGGUCUCCACAAAAGGCUCCGCAAGGAUCCUGAGCUGCUCAAGUCCUACAAUGACACCAUCGAAGAGCAGCUGCGUACCGGCAUCAUUGAACCCGUGGAGACAGAAGACAGACAGGAAAUCAGCGCUAGUAGCAUGCCCGAGGAGUGCCGUGCAGAGAUGCGCCGAAGAGAAAUGGAAGUCGUCGACAACUCAGCCGCCUUACUGACAACGACACAUCCAUCGUCAGACAUCGGACUGGUCAUCGACUGUACCCGUUUCAGCAAUUACAACCGACUUCUGAGAGUGACAGCUACAGUGCUGAAGGCCGUACAGCGCUUCAAGUCUAAACGGCAAGAGAGUGAGAGCGAACUCACGGCUGGAGAUUUAGAUCUCGCCGAGAAGCUGUGGAUCAACCAUCUUCAACUUGCGCUCCCGUCUCAUCAGCACUACAAGUCUUGGCAGGCAGAAUUCGGUCUGUUUGUGGACAACGGUCUCAUCCGCUGCGGUGGCCGACUCCAGAACUCUGAUUUGCCUCUGACAACCAAGCACCCGUACCUUCUGCCGAAGGAUCACCACGUGACUGACCUGAUUGUUAAUGAGUGCCAUGCCCGAGUCAUGCAUGGUGGGGUCAAGGCCACACUAACGGAGUUUCGCGCACGUUUCUGGUUCGUGAAGGGACGUCAACGGAUACGUCAAAUUAUUCACAGCUGCAGAACUUGUCGUCGCCACUACUCGAAGCCAUACACAGGACCCAAAGCACCUCCGCUACCAAGAUUCCGGGUAGAGCAGACUACUCCAUUCAGCUACGUGGGAGUUGACUAUGCCGGACCACUACACAUCCGGAGCGCCAUUACUUGA